Molecule: messenger RNA, 630 nt
Organism: Fusarium sp. VM40
Lineage: Eukaryota; Fungi; Ascomycota; Sordariomycetes; Hypocreales; Nectriaceae
Source: the annotation of a GenBank genome assembly
AUGCCGACUAUGCUGGGUCUCACCAACGAUAAAUCGAAAAAUGGGCUCAAUGCCAAUGAGAGCAAAUUCGGCGGCCCCAGCAGCCAGAGAGGCAUGGAACUCGCCCCGCGCCAGCAAAACGGCAGCAUCGUCUCUGGCAUCGAGGGCUCAGACUUCUUCAACGGUGGCGGCAAGCAGAAUGAGCACGACGCAGAUGAAGAAGACUCAGACGACGAGAACCUCAAGACCAUCAAGGGACGCAACCUCAACGCCGUGAAGGAGAUGGAGACUCUUCUCUGGCGCGCUCUCUGCGACAAGCCCAAGUCGGCCCUCAAGUAUAUCGCCAAGGACGCCGUCAUGUCGAACCGCUUCCUCUUUGGUGACCCUGCGCCUCGUACGGCCGAAUCUGACCCCUCUCUGGAACAUGAGAUCAAGCACUGCGAGGAGUGGCUCGCCUACAAGAUGCAGGACCCCCAGCCUGUCGAGAUCGGCCUCAUGGCUGCUGCCGUCGGCUACAAACUUAUUCUCUUCCGCCAGCUCGACCAGGGCGAUGGUAACUUUGGCAUGCAGACUGUCCAGGCUACCUGUUCCAGCUCCUGGAGGCAGCUUGCCAGUGGAGACUGGGAGCUCACCAGCAUGUUUGCCGGUUAA